Schistosoma spindalis is the source of this 603-nucleotide messenger RNA. The record is from the annotation of a GenBank genome assembly. NCBI's taxonomy places the organism in Eukaryota, Metazoa, Platyhelminthes, Trematoda, Strigeidida, Schistosomatidae.
AUGAUAAGUGAAUCCAUAGAAACGUGUGAAGCAUUUUUAAAAGACACAGUGACAAGCCCGUUAACUACCAAACACUUCGAAUCUUAUUCAACACGCAACGACCGUUAUCAUCUAUGGAAUGGUUCGGAAUCUUGUAAUAACUUCAAACAACUAAUUGAACAACCUGUCUGGUUGAGUGAAGAAGAAAAAUCAUAUCCGAUUGCUUAUUCCCUACUAAUUUAUGAUAAUGUUGAAUGGACAGCUCGACUACUGCGUUUAAUUUAUCGUCCGAACAAUCUUUAUUGUAUUCAUGUGGACAGAAAAUCGCCUGAAUGGUUUCAUGAGGAAAUUGUUAAUCUGUCUAGAUGUUUCGGUGUUAAUGUACUGGUAGUGAGUCGAUCUGAGAGCAUCCGUGUAGUUUGGGGGCACUAUUCAGUAGUGGAAGGUUUUCUUGCUUGUUCUGAAAUGUUAUUCAACCAUCCAAGUGUUGAAUGGCAAUAUUUAGUAAACAUCAACGGGAAAGAAUUACCAUUACGAACGAAUUGGGAGUUAGUAGUUGCAUUGAAAGUGUUGAAUAGGUCCAAUAUUACUGAUUAUAAUGAACGUAAUGCACUUCAAAGAUGA